UUUCAAUGUUUAUAAAAAUUGACGAAACAACAACAACAAUCGAUACUUAUUAUCCACCCACCUACACACAUACAGAACGCCUAUAUCAUUGUGAUAUUCCAAGACAAAAUUGCCGCAAAUUUUAUUCUCGUCAUUCUGUUAUCGUCAAAAAUUCUUGCGAUAUUUUUCAUUUUCUUCAUUACUAAUUGACUCGACUCAAAUCCACUCGAAUCGAUUCAUACAGAGAACAAAACAAAACAACACAAAAAAAUCUAUCGAAAGGUUUCAUUUCUUAGCACUGUUUUGUUAUUCUUUCUAUCUAUCAUUAUCAACAUACUUGCUGUGAUAUAGUUGUCUAUAUCAAAUAUCCAAACACACACACAUACACACAAAUAGUCAUUUCAACUUUAUUAUAAUUUAAAAAAUUAAAAAAAAACAACAAUGAGUGAUAAACAUAUUGAAACUGUGAAUCAUUUAAAGAAAAAAUUGGAUAAAGGUGUUAGUUUUGAAAAGACAAUGCAUAUAUUAUAUAAAUUACAAAAAAUACCAAUUUCUGUCCAAUUAUUGGAGGAAACUGGUAUCGGUUAUAAAUUACGUGAAUUGAGUAAACGUGAAAAAAAUAAUGAUGUUGGCAAAACGGCUAAAUUAUUGAUUAUGGCAUGGAAACAAUUUCUGAAAGAUCAACAAGAACGGCAAGAAAAAGAAGAUGAUGACGAUGACGAUGAUGUUGUCGAUGAACAUGAUGAUGAGGAAGAACAAGAAUAUGAUGAUGAUCAUUCUAAACAUCAACAUAAACAUCGAAAUGAACGUCAUCAUUAUCAACAACAACAACAACAACAGCAGCAGCAUAAUAAUAUGGAUUCCUGUGAUGAUGAACAACAACAACAACAAUUCAAUGGCAACAAUGAUGAUGAUGAUGAUGAUGAUGAAAUUGGUCAAAAUGUUUCAGAUAAUAAAUCAGAAGAAAGUGGUGUUAGUCCACCACAACAACAACAUCAAUAUAGCAUCAGUAAUAAUAAAAAGAAACAUAAGAAAAAGAAAAAAUCACGAACCAAAGAGAAUAUGAUGGAUCCGAGUGAUGAUGAAAGAAAAGAAAAGAAAAAAGAUAAAAAACGUAAACAUCGUGAUAUUAAUGAAGAUGGUGAUGAUGAUGAUAAUAUGAAUGGUUUCGAUGACGGUGGUAACAAUAGAUUAAAAUAUCAUCGAUUGGAAAUGUCAUCGUCAUCAACAUCAUCAUCUAGAUAUAUGGAUAAAAAUAAAAAAUGUGAUAAUGAUUCCAGUUUUAAAUAUUCAAAUGGUGAUAUAAUUGGUAUUCAUGAUGAAUCAAAUUGGAUUAACAAUAAUGAACAACAAUCUGUGCAACAACAAGUAACAGCCACAAAUAAACGAAAUUCAACGAAAAUGAAAAACAUUUCUUCUACUUCCACUACUACUACUAUUUCGAAUGGUGGCGAUAUGUUUAGUUCAAUGUUAAAUAUGGGUGAUCAACAUGUGUUACAAUCUACCAACAAGCAUGGGAAAACUUCAAUAACUAAUUAUGGUCGCAAUAAUCGAAUGAAUCAAUCUUUUUUGAAUGAUGAUGAUCAACAGCAAUCGUCAUCAUCAUCGUCAUUAACUUCGAAUUUUGAUAGAGAAAUGAUGCAAUCAUUGAAUUUAUCGGCAAAUCGAUAUGAUCCAAGCUUAUUUCAAUAUUAUCAAUCACAAUCAAGAUCGAAUAAUAGUAAUGAUGAUUUAGAUAAAAAUCAAAUGAUAAAUAUGGCUGGUAUGAAAUUUAAAGGCCGUACACAGGUAUAUGCUGGUUCAUCGAAAGUUGUAACCGUUCCCGAAGUAUAUCGAUUACAAGAUAUUUGCAUUAAAGUAUUGAUGAAUCAUGUGAAUAAAAUCUAUGAAGUUGGCGAUUUACCAUAUUUUAUAUUGAAACCAGUGUUUGCUAAAUGCACUGUACAACAGCUACGGCGAAUCGAACAUUAUAAUCCGCAAUUAUUGGAAGAUACAGAUGAAUUGUGGCGUGAAUUUUGUGAAAAAGAAUUCAAAAACAAACGAAUGGAUCACAAUAGAUUUGAAUCAUGGCGUGAUUUUUAUGGCUAUCUUGUUGAUGAACGUGAACAGAAAUUGAAAAAUAUAACCAAAAAUAUCAAUUCAAAACAACGUCAAGCAAUACCUGAACGUAAAACACAACAAUUGGAAGCGGUUAAAACACCAAGAGAAAUUCGUCGACGACAAGAACGAAAUUUUGGCACAGUAUAUCCAAUGAAACGAACAGGUAGUUCGGUAUCAUCAUCGUCAUUGCCGAAUAAAGGAAAACCUGCGCCAUUGAUGAAGAAGUUACUACAAUUGCGGCAGAGUAAAAUACGCCGAUAAUAAUAAUAAUAAUAUAAAUCAUCAAUCAAUCAUUUAUUCAACAAUUUU
Molecule: messenger RNA, 2388 nt
Organism: Dermatophagoides farinae (American house dust mite)
Lineage: Eukaryota; Metazoa; Arthropoda; Arachnida; Sarcoptiformes; Pyroglyphidae
Biological process (GO): transcription elongation by RNA polymerase II
Cellular component (GO): nucleus; elongin complex
Molecular function (GO): protein binding
Source: RefSeq, a predicted model, not a curated record